Rhizophagus irregularis DAOM 181602=DAOM 197198 is the source of this 741-nucleotide messenger RNA. The record is from RefSeq and is a predicted model, not a curated record. NCBI's taxonomy places the organism in Eukaryota, Fungi, Glomeromycota, Glomeromycetes, Glomerales, Glomeraceae.
GUGAUAUGGAAGAAUUUUCCGAUAUACCUCAAGACGACUUGCCCGAAAAUGAGACUACAGACAUACCCAUAUUCAAUGUGCCAGAAACGGUCCUAGAGGGACCAACUAUUCCACAGAAAAUAAUCCCACCUCAGCCAGAGCGCCAUAACAGAGUAGCCGAUAGAAAGAAUAAGCUUUCACCUAAUACCAGUAAAGAUAAGAAGGCCAGUAAUCAGGAUGAUUCGACUCAGGCACUUUUCGACUAUAUGGCAGAAGAUACACGUGCUCUGGUCGCCCCAACAUCUGGUACAUCCGAGACUUCUAAAAGACCUGAACCAGUAAUCGAUGAACCAGAGACUUGUAAGUCACCCAAAUCUAUUAAAUCUAGUAACGAAGUAUCAUCUACCAUACUUCUGGCUAGACAAGAGCGAGAAGAGUGUCUCAGGAAAUGGGCUAUCGAUCAUGGCGAAGAUCCAGACGUAUUCGUGACCAUCACAGAAAAAGAUAUCAGACUAUCUCAUGAAUAUAGGGACAGAAUGAUGUCGGACGCAGAUGCCAUCGAUUUCGAGAAAGAAGACGGUAUGAAUGUAAACGAUAUAUUUUAUAUGUCUAGGAGAGAAAGGCUAAUAAGUGAAGAAAUAUAUCUCCGCAACUUCGAGAAUGCAGGUAAGCUCCGGACAUAUGUUUAUGACGAUGAGGAGUGGCAAAAGGGUAUUAGCAUACUUCAAAAGAACGGUCACCUAUGGUAGGUUUGAUAUCGAC